Molecule: messenger RNA, 1828 nt
Organism: Diatraea saccharalis (sugarcane borer)
Lineage: Eukaryota; Metazoa; Arthropoda; Insecta; Lepidoptera; Crambidae
Source: the annotation of a GenBank genome assembly
AUUCUCAAAGUAAAUGUCAAAACUAAUUAGCACAGGAGGAAAAAAAAUAAUAUAGAAACGAAUUGUCUGGAUACUUAUUGGAUUAGUUUCACUGUCAGUAGCUUUCAGUUUGUUUAUAUUAAUGUUGGAUAAGGGAGGAGGGAUAGAGAAGAAAAUUAUAACUUGUCAAAUUGUGUAGUAUUAUUCCGAAUAUCUUUUUUUAUCCGUCUUAGCGAUUUAGGUCAUAAAUAUGAGCACAAAUCGUAGAAGAGUUGUUCGUCCUUUACUGAAUGAUGAAGGUGAUGUUCAAGAACCCAUUGUUUCCUCAACUGUUGAUAUCCCUAACCCUUACCAAGCGGUUACACAGCCAAGGAUUAUCAACAUAAGAUAUCACCCUAUUGGACUGUUUAAUCCGCAUCCUUUCUCAAGUACCUAUUCCUUUUUCCGAUCAUAAUUUUUUCAUUAAAUUAACCUGAUUUUAAUCACAAAUUGAACAUUACUGCAUUUGGUUACAGAUUUACCCACUGAUGUUACAUCUUCUGGAAAUACUCUAUCUACAUCAACAGCUUUAAUAUUUGUUCUCAUAAUUUUCGUAUGUUCUAUAAUAGCUUUGAGUCUGGUAUAUAAUCAGUUCCCUGAAUUAGAAGAACAUGAAAAAAGACAUUUAAAAUUACCAAUGAAUUUAGAUGAUGCAAAACAACUAGGUCUGGUGCUAGACCGGUACAAAGACAAAUAUUUUUAUGAAGUAUUAUUUGGAGUGUUUUUAGUGUAUAUAUUUUUGCAGACUUUUGCAAUACCAGGAUCAAUUUUUCUCAGCAUUCUUUCAGGAUUUUUAUUUCCAUUUUAUUUAGCGCUACUAUUAGUAUGUUGCUGUUCAGCAAUAGGUGCCAGUUUGUGUUUCUUUUUAUCUAAUCUCUUGGGAAAGAGACUUGUGAAAAUAUUUUUUCCUGAGAGAGCAGCACAGUGGUCUAAAACAAUUAUAAGGCACAAAAACAAUCUGCUCAACUAUAUAAUAUUUUUAAGGGUAACACCCUUCUUGCCAAAUUGGUUUAUUAAUAUGACUUCUCCUGUCAUUGGAGUACCACUAUUUCCAUUUGUAUUGGGGACAUUUAUUGGUGUGGCACCACCGUCAUUUGUUGCCAUACAAGCAGGUCAGACACUCCAUACAUUAACAUCCACUAGUGAUGCUUGGUCAUGGACAUCAGUUAUUUUCCUAAGUGUAUUUGCUUUGGUAUCUUUGAUACCAGUGCUGCUAAAGGAAAAACUAAAGGAAAAGUUUGAAUAAUGAAAAAGCUUUAGAUUAUUUGUAGUAAAUUUUAUUUAAUUUUUAUGUUAAUAUAAUUGUUAAUAAAUUGGUGUUUUGUACAUUCCCAUAUAGUUUGUUUUACUCAAUUUCCAUUUACUACAUUAAAUUAGCAAUAUGAUCCAACAUGUGCUAUAAACGUUUCAUUGCUAGAAGUUGGCUGAAUAACUGGCCUCCAAUACCACCAAUUAUACCAUACUGUAAAUAAAAAAGUGGGAAAACAUUACAUACUCAAAGUGAAAUGUUAAUAAUAAUCUUGAAUUAAAUAAGGCAAAAUUCAUUAUUUCUUACAUAAAAAAGUUUCCUUUAAUUCUACUUUUAAUGAUUUACAUUGAUGUUUACAUUCCUCAGCGGGCACAAGGUGCACAUUUCUGUCUCCACUUAGGGAUAGUAGAAAUGAAAAAGUGCAUUCUGUAUCAGGCACUUUAAAGCUUUUUUUACUUGAGUCCAUAAUGAUAAAUCUUUCUGUACUUUGACCAAAUUUUGGUACAACUUUUGGUCUAGGAAUAUAUUGUCGCAGUAUUCUUGCAAGAGGCAUGCUGUUGA